AUGCCAUACAAACUCACUCCAGAUGGUUUAAUGACACAUAUUGAUAAAACGUCUGCGAUUCGCGCUGCUCGCAAUCCGGGCCCCGCUUUCUUGGAUGCCAUUCUGGCUGAUUACCGCAAGAAGGCCGCCAACCUCGCAGAUAAACCACAUAGCGAACAGACUGCUUCUGGGCAGCUUUCUCCCGAUGCAGCCUGA
Aspergillus chevalieri is the source of this 195-nucleotide messenger RNA. RefSeq lists its product as uncharacterized. Bases 1 to 195 code for a protein of 64 amino acids. The transcript has a single exon. The record is from RefSeq and is a predicted model, not a curated record. NCBI's taxonomy places the organism in Eukaryota, Fungi, Ascomycota, Eurotiomycetes, Eurotiales, Aspergillaceae.